Molecule: messenger RNA, 348 nt
Organism: Penicillium roqueforti
Lineage: Eukaryota; Fungi; Ascomycota; Eurotiomycetes; Eurotiales; Aspergillaceae
Product: DUF2423 domain-containing protein
Exons: 3
Coding region: 1-348 (115 amino acids)
Cellular component (GO): preribosome, large subunit precursor
Source: RefSeq, a predicted model, not a curated record
AUGGCGAAAAGUGUUCGAGCCAGCGUUUCCAAGCGCAACAGAGCCAAUCUGCGCAAGAAGGUCUUUGGCCCACUGGUUGAUGCCAGAACCGAGAGACUCGCUGCCAAACUACAGGAGCUUGCAUCACAGCCACGGCCUGAAGCUCCUGUGAAAUCAAAGAUGGACCUGGACGAGGCUGCCGAAGCAGCCAAGGCUCAGACUGGUGACAGUGAAGAGAUGGAUAUCGACGCAAUCAAGAGCUCUAAGAAGAAGCCGGCACGUGUGCAAAAGCGCAACCAGAAGCCCCGCAACUCGAUUGUCUUUCAAAAGCGUCUAUCUACGACCAAGAAGGGACCUAAGAGGAAGUGA